CUUUGCCUACUCCAUCGUUGGAACGCUCUGCGAUUUGUCUACCACCUGAACAGUAUCUCUGCACCACACACAUUUACACACUCACCUAUUCACCAAAUCUCGACUACUACACAAACCCUGCUUCCUCGCUCGUCGCUUAUCGUUAAUACCUCAAUCACAUCGCGUAGGGAGGUCGACGAUAUAAUUUUGGCGCAUAGUUCGGCAAGGAGCUUCGCGUUGAAAACCUUCCAACGGUUCCGAGUCACUUGGUCCAAAAUAGGCUGCGCUGAGAAUCUCACCAGCCACACACUGUCCUGGCAAGACUUGUCCACGAUUUCUUCGAAGUAAAGCGACGCCCUCUAUCUCCUUCCGAUUACAUACAAUUGCUCUACGAAAUUUCCUGCUUCACGAUUCCUGUUACACACCUCCGUCGAUCCUUUGACCUGACAAAAGUGGAGGCUUGGGAAAGAGAUGGCGUAAAAGGCGGCGCAGAUAACUGGAUAUUUCACAUCAGGUAGUCGGGCCUUUUAACGAUGGCUUCGACGCAGGAUGAAGACAUGUAUUUGUUUGGGGGAGGUUUGGAACAAACCCCCGCCUUUGCAGGUCAAGAAUUUGAUACAUUCUUGACCUCAACUGAAUCUGAUCCCGAUGACUCGACGAUCAUGACGGCUGGGUAUCUCAACCCAAACGACUUGUCGAUAAAGCGCGAGUACAAUGACUACAGUCCCAUGCCAGAUGGAACUUCUUUCUCGCGCUUCCCCCGAGGAUCUGGCUCUGGGUCCAGCAAUUCAUCAUCAGCAUCCCCGGUUGACCAGCAGCGCGAUACUUCUGCUCCUUCCACCGCUUCUCCUCCCGCGCACAACCCCGUUCAAGGAGCCUGGGGCAGCGGAAUCAAUGGAUUCUCGAUCUCUAACGAGCAUGGUUUUGACGAUGCAGCUAUGGCGGACAUCGAUCAGGACUUCGAGGCCAGCAACCAACAAAUGGCCUCCGAUUUUGAUUUUGAGACUGCUGCAAGCACCCCGAGCGGAUUUGACGCCAUGAAUACGAAUAAGGGCAAGACCAAUGCGAUGGCGCGGCCUUUGAAUCAGCAGGGACAUUUUGUGCCUUAUGCGAAGCAGAACUCCGGUGCCGCUUUCCCAGGUUCAGGCCAGGCCCAAUUCUUCUUUGCUGGAUCCAGAGAAGCCUCACCGUUGAACGCGAUGCUUCCCUCCACCCAGGGUCAGUCCCCCUGGAGCAAGCACUCACCCUCAUCUGGCCUCGAGGAGACGUUCAACCAUAUCACCAUGAACGGUGACUCCCCUGGUAAUGCAAUGUUCUCUCCGAAUGUCCAAUUCUCGACCAACGGCCUCACGUUCGAUCCUGAGUCGACCGCGACACCCUCGACCUUUACAAAGGAUGUAUCAACGCCUCCUUCCACCGUCAAUUCUGCCGACGGCAAUCCUAUCCUUACCGUGCAUCCCACUUCUCUCAAGUCCAGGGUUGAGACGCAAAUACCUAUCAAACUGACUUUGUCAACACUCCCGUCGGGUGCUAAAAAAUUGAGGCUACCCAGACACACAAUAUCAAAGCCCAAAUUCCUUUCUAAAAGCGAAAUCAGUCGAUCGCCGGAAAUCCUGGAGCUUCACACUUCCUUGGUUUGUACGAGCGCGAUGCAAGACCCCAACAAAUUACAAAGAGCUUUGGCAAGAGCUAGAGGCGAGGAAUCGGCGCCUCUAAACAGACCCAGCCCUGCUUCUUCCGACGAUUCCUCGACCCUGAAGGACGAUGAGGAUAGACCACUUAAUGGUGGCGAAGUCAAGAUAUGUCCGGGUUGCAUCCAGCGCGAGAGGAAACGGGCUUCCCGGAAAAAGCAAAAGAAGCCCGAGGAAGAGGAGAUGUUCCAGAAGGAUGAAGAAAGGAGAGUAGUGGUUUUCAAUACCAAUGAACUCAAGGACUGGGUCGGAGUUUCCGGGGAUGUCCAACCCGACCUCUCACGGAGACUCAAUCCAUCAACCGCGAUGCAGGUUGAAUUACCGAUGCGGAUAGCAUGUUACUGUCGCCAUCAGAACGAGAAGAUGGGUUUCCAGGUCAUAUUCACCAUCAAAGAUUGCAAGGACAAAGUGAUUGCGCAGGCCUUGACCAACCCUAUCAUGAUCACUGACGAUCACAAAACCCACAAUCCUCCUGCUACUACCGCGAACCAUCCUGCUACAAUUCCGAUUACUGCGCCUCAGUUACCCGGCGCAGGAGUCUUUGCAGCCACAAGUAAUGAAGGAGCACAAACGGCCGUCGUUCAUCCCAGGAUCAGCAAGCAGUCCUUUUCCACGACCGAUCUACAUGGUCUCCAGAAUAAUUUCAACCCGAAGUUUCCAAUGGCUCCGGCAUCGAAUCCGUUCGCGAUUCCUUCAACCUUGUCCCUCCAAACGUCCAAUACGCUUACGCCUCGAAACCUUUCGAGGCCUGCUUCCCCUAAUGGAGUUCCAGGGCCGACAACCAAGAGACGAAAGCAGAGUGGCUCAGGAAAGCUACCGUCAGGUCUGACAAUGACACGCCUUGAUACUGCUCAGCACUCCCAUUCCUCUUCGACCACUGUGCCUAGUACCAUCGCGCCAUCGCCUUGGCCCCAAAAUAUGGCCUCGUACAUGCCUCCCAACGAACGCCAAUUCGUGAUGCCAUCAUCCCGUCCAGGACCCUUUGGCACGAGCCCCCCCACACCCGGUGGUAACGAGACGACCUUUAACUCCAGUCUCAAUCGGUCUUUUAGCCUGGAAAACAUCCCCCGCGGCACGACGUUACUUUCUGCUCCACCAUCGCGACAGCCCAGUCGUCCCAGCAGCCCUGGGUCUGCAAGAAAUAGCUUUGGUGCAUCAGAUGCCGUGCUCGGUCAGGCUGUCAGUAAUCAGCUCAUGGGUCAGCCAAGUCGGCGCCCGCCGCAUCCUUUGAUACACAAGCUGGUUCCUGCUGAAGGGUCCGUAACCGGAGGCACGGAAGUGACGUUGCUCGGAAAUGGAUUUUACCAAGGGCUGGAAGUCAUGUUCGGUGAUACUGAGGCGACAACCACUACUUUCUGGGGCGAGAAGUGCCUUAACUGCAUUGCACCGCCUGCUCUUCAGCCUGGCGUCGUGGCUGUUGUCUUCAAACAUGAUCACCCACAGUACUCUGGUCUGCAACAGCAAUCCCAGACCCGGCCAUCCCUUUUCACCUACGUCGACGAUCGAGAGCUGGAAAUGUUCCGCCUUGCUUUGAGAACAUUGGGCAAACAACUACAGCACCCUACCGAUGACCCAUAUUCUGCGGCUCAACAGCUUCUACAAGGGCAGUCCCAUUCAAUGUGGCCUUCACAUGGAAGCUACGGCAUGAACGGAGGCCAUCAGCGCAAUUCUAGGCUUGCUAAUGGUGUUCCCAUGGAUACUCUUGAACUUGAAGCACUCAUGUUGCGUGCUCUCGACCACAUGGAUGCGCAAAACAACAUCAGACCUCCCCGGUUCGACCUUCGCCGCCCUUCUGGUCUUACACUUCUUCACCUGGCCUCGUCCUUGGGCCUCACUCGCUUUGUUGCCGGUCUUCUGGCAAGGGGUGCUGAUCCGAACGUCUUCGACAACAAUGGCUACACACCCAUGCACCACGCGUCGAUGAACGGACACACGCAUGUGAUACAUCGACUACGACUGGCAGGUGCUAAUCACAAGGCACGUAGUAUCCGCCACUUUACUCCUGCAGACCUGGCGACGUCAUUGUUGGCAUAUCAAGCUACUAUGAAUAGGAUGGAACAUUAUCGAUCUCGCAGUGCUGGAGGAACCCCGAUGCUCCUACAUAGCAGGAGUUCGUCAUCUCUUCGAUCUUUCUGGGAGCACGAUUCAAGUCAAUAUCCCACUACUGACUCCGACGAUACCGAUGAUUCUGGCAUAGAAGAUGACAAUCCUGCCGAAGGAGCGACAGAAGAUCUGAGCCUACACCGGCCGUUAAGCAGGCCCGGCAUAAAUAAAGCCAUAGUGAGCAUACCAGGCACGAGAAGAAACAGUGCACACCACAUCGUCGCUCCAGAGACGACACAACCCGGUGUCAACAACCAAGCUCCAAAUAUGGCGCCAUCAGCCUACAUGAUGGCAUGGCGGGAUCAUCUGGUUGCCCAGUUGCACCAAUUCAACGAAAGCGCCCAAUCUCUGAUGCCUAGUCUAGAAGGACAUCUGGCCGCUUUACAAGACUAUCAAGCGUACCCAAUGGUGCGUCGGGUUAGCUCACUCUUCCCGCAACGCCCCAGCUCAAGACAACAGAAUGGUCAAAGAGAAGGCUGGUGGGAAACUCUAACGGGCACAUCGUCGCCAACGCCAUCUUCUCCCCCUGCUUAUGGCGAUCUUUAUCCCGACGAUGGUGGCAGCGCCGAGGACUGGAGCCUCAAGAAAUCGUCUGCGCUUCAAGCUGCCACUGAUGCCGCAGCCGAUCUGCACUUUGAGGGCCAAUCCACUAGUCAGCACGCGGAAGCGUCAGGAUCAGCUCUCAACUCUACAAUCCCCAUGAGGAAAGCGGUAGAGAGAGUUGAGCUGAGUCGAGAUAGGAAACUGUUCUUUUUCUGGAUCCCUUUGCUUGCAAUUGUAUUGGCACUCAUGAUCAGGAGCUCUGGCAUUCUGAGUGUUUUUGAAUCUUCGAGUAAUAUUGAAACAACGGUUGGGGGGCAGGUCAUCGAGGUUCUAUGAGCAUCAAUAAUUGGUUUUCAUGCUUCCACAGUCAGCGAGGUGCUGAACAGGAUCUACGACUUGAAACGAUGUGCAUGGAGGCCCCAAAUAUCUCUUGCGAUUCUUGUAUGAGCAUCAUAUAUGUUUUUAUUCAUAUUUCCCCCCCUAGAGCUACUUUAAU
This is a messenger RNA of Exophiala oligosperma, 4812 nucleotides long. RefSeq lists its product as uncharacterized. Gene Ontology annotation, molecular function: protein binding. The transcript is spliced from 2 exons. Lineage: Eukaryota; Fungi; Ascomycota; Eurotiomycetes; Chaetothyriales; Herpotrichiellaceae. Bases 513 to 4652 code for a protein of 1379 amino acids. The record is from RefSeq and is a predicted model, not a curated record.